This is a messenger RNA of Camellia sinensis, 2334 nucleotides long. RefSeq names its product polyamine oxidase 2 (gene PAO2). NCBI's taxonomy places the organism in Eukaryota, Viridiplantae, Streptophyta, Magnoliopsida, Ericales, Theaceae. The record is from RefSeq and is a predicted model, not a curated record. Gene Ontology annotation, cellular component: peroxisome. Gene Ontology annotation, molecular function: polyamine oxidase activity. Gene Ontology annotation, biological process: polyamine catabolic process.
UCUCUAGAACUCUCUCGCUGUCUCUCUCAUCACAUACGAUUCCUCAUUUCCUCUCUGGCAUUUUUCUUCAGAUCUCAGACGCAUUGAAUUGAUCAGAAUCAUACAAUUUUGAUACAUCUGAUCUCAAUUUUGGCCGAUCGGGAUUCAAUUUUGUGUGUGAAUUUACAUGCAUAGAGAUAGAGAGAGAGAGAGAGAUUGAUUUUGAUUGAAGAAAGCAAAAUUGCUUUUUGAGAGAGACAGAGAGUGUGUGUGUGAGUUAGGUAUAGAAAAAUAGGCGCAUGAGCUGUUUGGUCAAUCUGGAGUUCUCUUCUUCGAAUUCAAACCACUUCAUAACGUGCCUUCUCGUUUUUAUUCUUCAUUACUCACCUCAAUUGCCUCCUCUUACCUUGUUUAAUUUUGAGAAACCCUUGGAACCUAGAGCGAACUUCUCAUUAAUAUCGUUAUUAUUGCUGUUGUUAAGUAAUUUUAAUCACAGUAAUCUCUUUAAUCAUUGCCGAUCGUCGUCUAAUCAUGGAGUCGCGAGAACAGAGUAAUCGCCAAUUAACCAAGGUUCCUUGCUAUUCAAAUGUUGAGAGGAGACAUGGUGCCUCACCCUCAGUCAUCGUCAUAGGUGGUGGUUUUGCCGGUAUGGCAGCUGCUCGGGCCCUUCAUGAUGCUUCAUUUCAGGUUGUCGUGUUGGAAUCACGGGAUAGAAUUGGUGGUCGAGUUCACACAGAUUACUCAUUUGGUUUCCCUAUUGACCUGGGUGCAUCAUGGUUGCAUGGGGUCUGCAAAGAAAAUCCUUUGGCACCGUUGAUUGGAAGACUAGGACUUCCUCUCUACCGUACUAGUGGUGACAACUCUGUAUUAUAUGAUCAUGAUUUGGAAAGCUAUGCACUCUUUGAUAUGGAUGGGAAUCAAGUUCCUCAGGAUUUAGUGAAGAAGAUUGGCGAAGCAUUUGAGAGCAUUUUGAAAGAGACAGAUAAAGUAAGGCAAAAUUAUAGUGAAGACAUGUCUAUACUUCGUGCUAUCUCAAUUGUUUUUGAAAGGAAGCCAGAGUUAAGGUUGGAAGGGAUUGCUCAUAAGGUGUUGCAGUGGUACUUAUGCAGAAUGGAAGGUUGGUUUGCUGCAGAUGCUGAUACCAUCUCACUUAAAUGCUGGGAUCAGGAAGAACUGCUUCCUGGUGGUCACGGGCUCAUGGUGCGGGGCUAUCUCCCUGUUAUUAAUACACUUGCCAAAGGUCUUGACAUCCGCUUGAACCACAGGGUUAAAAAAAUUGUCAGACGUUACAAUGGAGUGAAGGUUACUGUUGAAGAUGGGCGAUCAUUCAUAGCAGAUGCUGCUAUUGUUACUGUUCCUCUUGGUGUUCUGAAAUCCAAUACCAUCAAAUUUGAGCCAAGGCUUCCUGAGUGGAAGGAAUCAGCUAUUGCUGACCUUGGAGUGGGGAUUGAGAACAAGAUCGUCUUGCACUUUGAGAAUGUGUUUUGGCCUAAUGUAGAAUUCUUGGGGGUGGUUGCAGAAACUUCAUAUGGAUGCAGCUACUUUCUGAACCUUCACAAGGCUACCGGUCAUUCUGUCCUUGUUUAUAUGCCUGCAGGGAAGCUAGCUCUCGACAUUCAGAAAAUGUCAGAUGAAGCUGCAGCUAGUUUUGCUUUCAAGCAACUGAAGAAAAUCUUGCCUGAUGCUUCUGCCCCGAUUCAAUAUCUUGUUUCUCGAUGGGGCAUGGAUGAAAACUCACUUGGAUCCUAUAGCUAUGAUGCAGUAGGGAAACCCCAUGAUCUGUAUGAGAGGCUAAGGAUCCCUGUCGAUAACCUAUUUUUUGCAGGGGAGGCGACAAGUGUAGACUACCCAGGGUCUGUGCACGGUGCAUACUCAACUGGAUUAAUGGCCGCUGAGGAUUGCAGGAUGCGUGUCCUGGAGCGUUACGGGGAAUUGGAUCUGUUCCAGCCAGUCAUGGGUGAGGAGACUCCGGUUUCUGUACCCUUGUUGAUCUCUCGUAUGUAACUUUUAGGACCAGUCCAUCUCACAUAUAUAUAUAUAUGUCAGACAUGGGAUCCUUGCUAAUGCAAUAUUACCAUGACUGCUUUGGGGAAAUUACUGUUUUUCCAAUGGAUUCAUCAUGUUAGUUUGUUGGUUGCUGUGUGUCUUAGCCUUCCUCCAUCUGAUAAUGUGUCUAAUAGUAAUCUGUUGAAUAUCAUAAACCUUAUGAACCACCUUGUGUUUUCAUGUUUAGUAUCCAAUGUUGUAAUCCUUGAACAACUUAGAUGGGACAAUUUACAGUGAGUAUGAAGUUAUUUUUGUGUUUAUCUUCUGUAUUAAAGAAAACUAAGGAUUCAAAUAUCCUUAACUUCUUUA